AUGACGUCGAGGCGGUGCCCGGGAGCGACGAGCCUGACGGUGACGGAGGACCGGUUCGGCGUGCUGGAGGACGAGAAGACCGGCGAGCGGCACGCCGUGCGCCGCUUCGCGCUGGACAGCGGCCGCGGCCUCUCCUUCCAGGUGGUCACUCUCGGCGCCGCCGUGACCGCGCUCUCGCUGCCCGACCGCCGCGGCGCCGUCGAGGACAUCGUGCUCGGCUUUGACAGCCUGCAAGACUAUGUGGAGCACUCGACGCUGUCGCUGAGCGGCGUGAUGGGCCGCGUGUCGGGGCGCGUGGGCGGCGCCAGCUUCCGCCUCGGGGAGAACAUCCACUUCGUCACCGAGAACGACGGCCACCACCACCGCGACGGAGGGGUCGCCGCCUUCCACAAGGCGCUGUGGGAGGCGAAGAUGCUGGAGGACGGCGUGCUGCUGAGCCACGUGAGCGGGGACGGCGCGGGCGGCUUCCCCGGCGCCGUGCUGGCCGAGGUCUCCUACCGGCUGCCGCGCGACUCGGUGCUGCCGGAGCUGUGGGUAGACAUGACGGCCGUCGCCACCGCGCCCACACCGCUCGACAUGAGCCUCGCGCUGCCCUUCAAUCUGGCGGGCCACGUGAGUCACCCGCUGCCGCGCCUGGGGACACCGUGUCCAACCUGA
Schistocerca gregaria is the source of this 657-nucleotide messenger RNA. RefSeq names its product galactose mutarotase-like. NCBI's taxonomy places the organism in Eukaryota, Metazoa, Arthropoda, Insecta, Orthoptera, Acrididae. The transcript has 3 exons. The record is from RefSeq and is a predicted model, not a curated record. Gene Ontology annotation, molecular function: aldose 1-epimerase activity; carbohydrate binding. Bases 1 to 657 code for a protein of 218 amino acids. Gene Ontology annotation, biological process: beta-D-galactose catabolic process via UDP-galactose, Leloir pathway; glucose metabolic process.